This is a messenger RNA of Pomacea canaliculata, 717 nucleotides long. RefSeq lists its product as uncharacterized. The coding region runs from base 222 to 557 and encodes 111 amino acids. The record is from RefSeq and is a predicted model, not a curated record. The transcript is spliced from 4 exons. Lineage: Eukaryota; Metazoa; Mollusca; Gastropoda; Architaenioglossa; Ampullariidae.
UAUUCUAAUAAACAGAAAUCAGGAUGAUGAAAUUCCUUUACAACAUUUCGUAGAUAGGCUAUGACAGGAUAUCUCUAUGGCCACUAUAUGAGUGUUUCGGUGAUAACAAGUCUGAUUGACAGCCGAUAAUUCAAAGUUAGUAGGACACAGGUAUACAAGCAAACCACCGAGGUUAAGCUGUAGUACCAGUUUUCGAUUUUACUAUCGUUCAAUUUUUCACCAUGAAGUUUGCGAUGAUAUUACUUCUUUCAGUGUCUUCCAUGACUCUAAUAAAUGGAGACGACAAGAAUGACUGCAUGAGGAUGUGCAAUGAUGUUGCUGAAUCAGGCAUACAAAAAAGUUUCUCUCAAUCCAUAGUUUGCAAAUAUGCUCAGAAUAAUUUAGACUGCUUUAAAAAUACCUGUGGACUAGAGGUCGCAUCGCAUGUACGAGAGGUAGAGGAGAUGUUGAGGAGUAAAGGCUACUCUUGUGACCUUUCCGGCUCUAGUGCUCUGUCUGGCAGUCUCCUCAUCGUCCUUCUUGCCCUGCUGAUUACUACAUACAGAGCCUUAAUCUAAUGACAACUUGCAGCUACAAUCACUAACAACUGGCCUCAUGGUGAAUUAUACUGCGAUCUGUAUUAUCAGGUCGUAAGAAUUAAAUAUAGAAACAUUUGCAAGGCCUAACAGAAGCAAAAGAAAAAAAUAUAUUUGUGCUAAACAACUGUCUGAUUACCAG